AAGUGUGGAGUAACCCCUCAGUUGCCGUGCGCCUUUCACUCUAGAGCCAGCGCGGAGGAUUACCGGCGGCCUGGGUCGCGGAUUCUGGUCGCUCAGCCAUCAGCGUGGGCUAGGUAUCGACAGGGUGGUGCGCAGGAUCUCUUUUAGUUCUUUCAUUUUUAGGCAACUUUGAACCAGUGCAAUGGCAACUGAGGUCAACAGGGCUCCCAAGGAUGCUGACCUGUGGCGCUCGCAUGAUAAAAUGCUGGCACAGCCGCUGAAAGACAACGACAUAGAGGUUUACAACAUCAUUAAGAAGGAAAGCAAACGGCAGAGGGUUGGAUUAGAGCUUAUCGCCUCAGAGAAUUUCGCCAGCAGAGCAGUCUUGGAGGCCUUGGGCUCUUGCCUAAAUAACAAGUACUCUGAGGGGUACCCAGGCCAGAGGUAUUAUGGUGGCACUGAGUUUAUCGAUGAGCUGGAGAUCCUCUGUCAGAAGCGAGCACUGCAGGUCUAUGGUCUGGACCCCCAGUGCUGGGGAGUGAAUGUCCAGCCCUACUCAGGGUCCCCUGCCAACCUCGCAGUGUACACCGCCCUGGUGGGGCCCCACGGACGCAUCAUGGGCCUGGACCUGCCCGAUGGAGGCCACCUGACCCACGGGUUCAUGACAGAUAAGAAGAAGAUCUCUGCUACGUCCAUCUUUUUUGAAUCUAUGCCCUACAAGGUGAACCCAGACACUGGCUACAUCAACUAUGACCAGCUGGAGGAGAACGCCCGCCUCUUCCACCCGAAGCUGAUUAUUGCAGGAACCAGCUGCUACUCCCGAAACCUGGACUAUGCUCGAUUGCGGAAGAUCGCUGAUGACAAUGGGGCAUAUCUCAUGGCUGACAUGGCACACAUCAGCGGGCUGGUGGCAGCUGGCGUGGUGCCCUCCCCUUUUGACCACUGCCAUGUGGUGUCCACCACCACCCACAAGACACUGAGAGGCUGCCGAGCUGGCAUGAUCUUCUACAGGCGAGGAGUGUGCAGCGUGGAUUCCAAAACUGGCAAAGAGAUCCUGUACAACCUGGAGUCGCUCAUCAAUUCUGCUGUGUUCCCAGGACUGCAGGGAGGCCCCCACAACCAUGCCAUUGCUGGGGUCGCUGUGGCUCUGAAGCAAGCCCUGACUCCAGAAUUCAGACUUUAUCAGCGCCAGGUGGUGGCCAACUGCAGGGUUCUGGCUGAUACGCUGAUGGAGCUGGGAUACAAAGUAGUAACAGGUGGUUCUGACAACCACUUGAUCCUUGUGGAUCUCCGUUCCAAAGGCACGGAUGGUGGCAGGGCUGAGAAGGUGCUAGAAGCCUGUUCUAUUGCCUGCAACAAGAACACCUGCCCAGGUGACAAAAGUGCACUGCGGCCCAGUGGGCUGCGACUGGGGACCCCAGCACUGACGUCCCGAGGACUUCUGGAAAAAGAGUUCCAAAAAGUAGCCCUCUUCAUUCAUAAAGGGAUAGAAUUGACUCUGCAGAUUCAAAAUGAUGUUGGUGUCAAGGCCACCCUGAAGGAGUUCAAGGAGAAACUGGCAGGGGAUGAGAAGCACCUUAGGGGCAUCAGAGCUCUCAGGGAGGAGGUGGAGAGCUUUGCCUCUCUUUUCCCUCUGCCUGGUCUGCUUGACGCUUAG
Artibeus jamaicensis (Jamaican fruit-eating bat) is the source of this 1636-nucleotide messenger RNA. RefSeq names its product serine hydroxymethyltransferase 1 (gene SHMT1). Gene Ontology annotation, cellular component: nucleus; cytoplasm; cytosol. Lineage: Eukaryota; Metazoa; Chordata; Mammalia; Chiroptera; Phyllostomidae. The coding region runs from base 182 to 1636 and encodes 484 amino acids. Gene Ontology annotation, molecular function: protein homodimerization activity; mRNA regulatory element binding translation repressor activity; pyridoxal phosphate binding. The transcript has 12 exons. The record is from RefSeq and is a predicted model, not a curated record. Gene Ontology annotation, biological process: purine nucleobase biosynthetic process; cellular response to leukemia inhibitory factor; tetrahydrofolate interconversion.